AUGAAGUUCUCAAAUCUAGUGGCUUGGUCACUAACAAUAACACUAAGUGCAGCUUCACUGGCUGGCUCGUCCAAGCAAAAAGCCUCCGUUUAUCGAUUACCACCAUCGCGCGGCCCCAGCAGCAGCAAUGAUGCUGAGUUGUCAAUCGACGAUGCCAGGGUGUACCUUGAUUCAUUCGUGGGUAAAGAUCAAUCUCAACUCAAAUUGGAUGUCGACGGGAAAUUGGUUGAGUUGUUGAAUGAGCAGUACGAGCAUGAUUCACAGCACGAGCACCACGGAAAACCAAAAUUGUUGGUCAAUGUUAAAGGAGCUGAAUUUGGUGAUGCUCCAAUUUUCCACACCGAUCGCAAGAUCCAUUCAUAUUUCAAACAUCAUCACGACCAUGACGAGGCAGAGCAGUUGACGCAGGAGUUGAGCUUGGUUUCUGAGCACGGGUAUGCUGAAUUGACCCGCCAUUUCCAAUAUUUCCAACAGCGGAAAAACCACAUUUGGACGGAUUUCACCACGCACCAGCAAGUCAUGUCGCAGUAUAAUCCAGUCAACGACCAGAUUUUCAUUAACGAGUUGUCAUCUUUGAUCCACUUGAAAGAAUAUGUCGAGAAGAAUCAGGCUUUUCCCAGUGACGUGUUUGUCAUUCAACUUGCUUCGCUUUUGUCCAUUGAACGAAGAAUCGGGGCCGAAGCAGCCACGUUUAAGCACUCAAAAACUACAAUGGCAGAACUACUUGAAGCAAUGAACGAGCAGUUUAAUAUCUUGAUCGUGAGCACGCCAAGUACAUCGCACGAUGUUGCACACUUAAACAAGAGAUCCCUUGAGCUUUCGAAAAUCAAUACCAGUGUUUUCAAGUAUGGCACCAAGGAAGCUUGUGAAAUUGCCACCAACAACUGCAACUCGCACGGAGAGUGUAACAAGAUUUCGCAAAAGAGCAAUGGUGGUGCUGCGGCCAAUGGAAGUGAAGAAUGGGCAUGUGUAUGUGUGCCCAGCUUCAACUCAACCACGUCAAAGACUACAACUUGGGUCGGCUAUGACUGCGCCAAGAGAGAUGUCUCAGUACAAGCCAACUUGUUCCUUUGGACCACAGUUGCUCUUUUGUUGGUGACUGUUGGAGGUAUCAAACUUUUGCUUGGUGUUGGUGAGACUCCCUUGCCUGGCGUAUUGGAUGCUGCUACUUUACCUGGUAAAAAGACUCUCUAG
Messenger RNA from Lodderomyces beijingensis, 1194 nucleotides. Lineage: Eukaryota; Fungi; Ascomycota; Pichiomycetes; Serinales; Debaryomycetaceae. The record is from the annotation of a GenBank genome assembly.